CAACACUACUAUAUAACAAAUAAUUUGAGGAUAGCAAUCGAGAUAAGUACACCGACAGUUCUUGAUUGAUAAAGAUGCUGUUAUCCAGAGCUAAGCCUGCUACUGGUCCGGCGACGGUCGAGGAAAAGGAGAAGAAAAAGAAGAAACUCCCAAAACUAGAAGAUUUUGUUGCAGCAAGAGACUACACUGGAGCAGUCACUCUGCUGGAAUUCGAGAGAGCUAACAAGAAGAAUGAUAUUCAAACUGCGAUGUGGAUUUCUUACUGUUAUUUUCAUCUGGGAGAUUACAAGAGAUGCCUCAAGGAGUACACAGAAAUAACGGAGAUGAAAGGAGCCCCUCCUGAAAACUGGAACUACCUAGGAUGUGUUAUGUUUUUUCUGGGAAUGUACAAGGAGUCCGAGGAGGCUUGUGCAAAAGGUAAUAAAAGUAAGUUACAGAACAGGCUGAUGUUUCACUUAUCGCACAAGUUUAACGACGAAAAGAAGCUGAUGAGCUUCCACAAGAACCUUCAAGAUAUUGUUGAAGACCAGUUGAGUUUGGCGUCAAUACAUUAUCUGAGAAGUCACUACCAAGAAGCUAUCGACAUAUAUAAACGAGUGUUACUGGAAAACAGCUCAAAUGGGGGUAGCAAAAAGGAGUUCCUGGCAUUAAACGUGUACGUAGCACUAUGUUACUACAAACUAGACUAUUAUGAUGUCUCCCAGGAAGUUCUUGCUGUGUAUCUUCAACAUUUUCCCGACUCAACAGUGGCCAUAAACCUAAAAGCAUGCAAUCAUUUCCGAUUAUACAAUGGUAAAGCAGCGGAGGCUGAACUGAAGAAUUUAGCAGAUGUGUGUUCACCCAGCUUCAAAUUCGCUUCUGACCUUAUCAAACACAACCUCGUAGUGUUUAGAGCUGGGGAGUCAGCACUGCAAGUCCUACCACCCCUGAUAGACGUCAUACCUGAAGCUAGGCUGAACCUCGUUAUUUACUAUCUGAGACAGGAUGAUAUUCAGGAGGCUUACAAUCAUUUCAAGGACGUUUCUCCCACCACUCCUCAGGAAUACAUACUGAAGGGAGUUGUGAAUGCUGCUCUGGGACAAGAACAAGGUCUCAACGAUCACAUCAAGAUCGCUCAACAGUAUUUCCAGUUAGUAGGCGGAAGUGCGAGUGAAUGUGACACCAUCCCCGGCAGACAAUGUAUGGCUAGCUGUUUCUUCCUUCUCAAACAAUUCGACGACGUGUUAAUCUACCUCAACUCUAUAAAGAGCUACUUCUACAAUGAGGAUCAGUUUAACUAUAACUUUGGCCAGGCCAAGGCAGCUACCGGUAGCUACAAGGAGGCCGAGGAGAUAUUCCUCAUGAUCCAGUCUGAGAAGGUGAAAGCAGAUUACAUUUACCUGGGCUGGUUAGCCAGGUGCUACAUAAUGAACAGGAAACCCAGACUCGCCUGGGAACUGUACCUCAAACAGGAGACCAGCAGUGAGAGUUUCAGUUUGCUCCAGCUCAUUGCUAAUGAUUGUUAUAAGAUGGGACAGUUUUACUACUCAGCUAAAGCGUUUGACGUGUUAGAGAGAUUGGACCCUAACCCUGAAUACUGGGAGGGAAAGAGAGGAGCUUGUAUUGGGCUAUUCCAGCAGAUAAUAGCCGGUCAUGAGCCUAGAGAGACUCUGCGGGAAAUCCUAGCGAUCCUACGAAACACAGGGAACGCACAAGUCGAAUACAUUAUCAGAAUAAUGAAGAAGUGGGCUAAAGAUAACAGAGUAUCAGUCACGUGAUGAGAAACAACUGCUUCAUUGAGGAAGAGAGGGAAAUGAGGGGCAGUCCUGUUGAGAUUGUGUGCUUUUAUUGGGUCAUAUGACAGCUAAAAGACAAGAACGUUUGGAACUGCUAUAGUGCGGCCGCAAAAAGCUGGCCGCUAAUAGCUUGAUAAUGAUAUUGCAAUAGAAUUAAUAUUACGCUAAAGGCUUGAAAUUUAGAGGUCCGUUUUUCGUGACUGUAUCAUAGUUGGACAAGAUAUUAUCAUAAUGGAGCAGUGUGUUGCUGGUCAGCACGCUACGACUCUUAUCUAUAUGUUAUUUGUGAUAAGUUGUGUACUGUUAAAGUGUUAAUAAUUCUCAGGGUUACGAGGCAAACCUUUCGGCAGUUUCUCUUUAGUAAUUUUGAAGGUGGAGUUUUUCAACCUUGUAAGUGUAUUUUGUGUCUUUACGCCAUAACUUAAAACUCAUGAUAUCAGAUGUUUCCAGCUUGUAUCAUUGUCUUCAGAAUUCAUACCAUGUAAUUAUUUGAUGUUUAGUA
Molecule: messenger RNA, 2277 nt
Organism: Bolinopsis microptera
Lineage: Eukaryota; Metazoa; Ctenophora; Tentaculata; Lobata; Bolinopsidae
Product: intraflagellar transport protein 56-like
Exons: 15
Coding region: 75-1757 (560 amino acids)
Biological process (GO): intraciliary anterograde transport; intraciliary transport involved in cilium assembly
Cellular component (GO): ciliary base; intraciliary transport particle B; ciliary basal body
Molecular function (GO): intraciliary transport particle B binding; protein binding
Source: RefSeq, a predicted model, not a curated record